Messenger RNA from Brassica oleracea var. oleracea, 1450 nucleotides. RefSeq lists its product as uncharacterized. Bases 168 to 1421 code for a protein of 417 amino acids. The transcript is spliced from 2 exons. The record is from RefSeq and is a predicted model, not a curated record. Lineage: Eukaryota; Viridiplantae; Streptophyta; Magnoliopsida; Brassicales; Brassicaceae.
UUUCACAAAGAGUGUGCUAAUUCUAGCCUAGAGAUUUGCAACCUCUAUCAUCCACAACAUUCUUUGAAAAUUAAGUUUGCAACUUCAGCGUGGAUAUCAACUGUGUAAAGAAUCCACCUCCUUUCAGUCUUCUCCAACCUAAGGCUCAUGAGCAUCCAAUCAUUCUUAUGCCGCAAAGAAGUUUUGUUUGUAAUGCUUGUGGAAUGGAUGAUGACCCAAAUCCUUAUGUGUGUCCUCAAUGCAAUUUCAUGAUCCAUAGAAAUUGUGUUGAUAAACCACAAGUCAUAAAGAUCAAUCAUCAUGACCACCGCAUUUAUUACAAUCAUUAUCUUGAUUCUGAUGAUUGGGAAUGUGGAGUGUGUCAAAAAGAGAUAAAAUGGACGUGUGGAGCUUAUUCUUGUCCGAAGUGUCAAGAUUUUGCAGUUCAUCUAAGAUGUGCCACAAAGUUCGGGAUUUGGGAUGGGAUUGAACUUGAAGGUAUAUCAGAAACUAAUAUCGAGCUUAAGUCAUACGAGGUGGUUGAAGAGGGACUUAUAAAGCAUUCCAGUCACCAAAACCAUGUUUUGAAGCUCAAUGAAGAAAGUGAUGCUGAUGUUGAAGCCAUAGUUUGUGAAGCAUGUGUAUAUCCUGUAUUUUGUGGCCCAUUCUACAGUUGCACAGAGUGUGAUAAUUAUAUUCUUCAUCAGAAAUGUGCCCAUCUCCCUAAAAAGAAAAUAGAUUCCUUCUACAAGAUGGAUAUUACUCUAUUCCCAUGUGACAAAAUGGAAACAAUAUUAGGGCUUUGUGAAGUUUGUCAACACUUCUUUCAGGGUUUUCGGUACAUAACUAAGGAUGAUAUAACUCUUGAUAUGCGAUGCGGUUCUAUAUCCGAACCUUUCUUUCAUGAAAGCCAUCCUCAUCAUCCAUUGUACAUCGACUUUACAGGCAAUAAAACUUGUAAGGCUUGUGGAGAUGAGGCAACUUUCAUUUUGAGCUGCCAGGAGUGCGGAUAUUUUCUGGACAUUAAAUGUCCAUUCUUACCAAAUAAGGUGAAACACAAAUAUGAUAAGAAUCAUUUUCUGUUUCUAUGCUACGGCAAAAACCCGAGCGACCAAUACUUGUGUGAAAUUUGCGAGGAAGAACUAAAUUCAGAGAAAUGGUUCUAUAGAUGUGAUGAGUGUUGCAUUACAUUUCAUAUCAAAUGUACACUCGGAGACUUAAUUAGUCUAAAGCAAAUAGUCGACGCUGAACCAAUCAAAUUGGAGGUGAUACGCAACAUUCAUAUGACCAGGUUAGUUUGUGCUGUAUGUCAUUCUCGCUGCCACUUUCCCUACAUGUUGAAGUGUUCUUCUCCUCUAGGCAUGGACACUCUUUGUUCUUUACAAUGUUUUCGGCAAAAAUAUUUCCACAAAAUGACUCCAUUAUAUGAAUUGUCAAUAUAGUAUUAAUUAUUUUAUAUCUUAUAUUAGAG